CAUGAAGAAACUGAAACCACUAUUGACGGCCAUCUAUGAUAAUAAAUUAGAAAUAGCCGAACAAUUACUAUCAGUCGCAACAAAAGAAACUUUAUUUGCAGUUAUCUCUGAUAAAGAUUAUUCUGGAAUGACAGCAUUACAUUUGGCUAUAGUUAAUUGCCAAUAUAAUUUAUUACAAUCUCUACUAAAUAAAUGUCGUACAUUCGGUAUUCUUGAUCAAUUAGAGUCGUUAGAAGUAGGAGGAGAAGUUUUGGAAGAAUGCUAUGGACUAUCAGGAAUGACGCCUCUACAACUAGCAUCCACAGUUGAUCCUUUAAAAUUAGCGGCCGUCGAAGGGUGCAUUGAUAUGUUAGAAGCCAUCUUAGAACUUGAUGGAGUUUAUAGAGUAUCUGAAACUCAUUUGGGGCACGCAAAAAUUUUGCUUUGUGAUGUUAGUAAUAUCGAACCUAUUUUAUGCCGUUUAGACAAAAUUCCUAGUGUCUUAGAACUUUUAGCUUUUACGACAGAAGAUGAAAAGACAAAUGUUGUUCUCUUGCAUAUGCUGAUAGCCGCAUUAACGGAUACAUAUUCAACUAUAUCGAGGCAAGGUUCGUCGUUUUGGAGAAGAUCUCAAGCUCGAGAGUUACUAAUGCUUGAAAAUUGUCUACCGUAUUGGGUGCAAGCGAAUAGUGUUCAAAAGAAUUAUUGCCGUGUAUUACUUCAAGAUAUCAAUUCGGAAAAGGAAUUUGUGCAGAGAAAUAUACACUGUCAAAAGCUCAUAGAUCCAAAACCUUGCGGAGAAGGAUGCGAUGAUUGCAAACAUGAUUCUGAAGCUUCAAAACUUUGGAAUGAAAAUGAUUUUCCUAAUAUUAACUCUUACGAAGAGAACCUAAUUAAUAACAAAGAAAAUCCAGAAUAUUUACAGAAUGAAAUAAAGAUUUUAAUAAGAAAGUCGCUUGAGGAUAGAGUAAAGGUAUUUGUUAAACUAGCAAGGAAGUACGAUCAUUUUAACGCUGUUAUUAACGAUAUGGUGGAUAAUCCAUUUAUACAAAGUCUAGAGAAGAAUAAAGCCAAUAUCGCCGAAUUAUUAUUAACAGUUUGUACAAAAGAUAUACUUAUUGGCAGAGCCAAGAGCUUUAAAUAUAAAGGCAUGAAUGCCAUACAUUUAACUAUUAUUCAUGGUUUAUCUGACACUUUACAAAAGAUAGUAAACAAGUGUAGAUCAUUUAACGUUUAUGAGGAAAUGUGCUCAAUGAAAGCAAGGGGAGAUAUUUUAGGAUUAUGUUACGGACACACAAUAAAUUUACCACUACAUUUAGCAGUUGUUUCUGGAAAUUUUUCAAUAAUUGAUUGCCUAAUUAGGAAUGGAUGCAAAUUAGAUCAGCAAGAUGAAUUUGGUAAUACGAUAUUCCAUUCUCUUGUAAUGGCAAGUAGAAAUCAGAGUGGAACAGCGAUUAGUACUUUAAAAUUUAUAUUAAAUUUAUGUCAUGAAUAUAAACAUAUAUCUAUUCAAUGCGAUAAGAUUACACCUGAAUUGGUACUUAGGCACCUAUUAACCAUACGUAAUCAAUUAGGUUUAGAGCCUUUGAAGCUUGCAGCUAAAGAAGGUUGUAUUGAUAUUCUGGUUAAUAUUCUAGAACUAGAAGGUGUUUAUAAGAUCUCUCAUUCAUCUGUUGGUCAAUUAUCAGUUUCUGAGUAUGAUUUAGCCGGUAUCGAACCGAUACUAUGCCGUAGACAAUCAUCCCCGAGUGUACUUGAACUAUUAGCUUAUUCGUCACCGUACGAACAGAGUAUUAAAAGCUUUCAUAUACCUUUAAUCAAAAAGAUGGUCGAGUUGAAAUGGCAAGCAUAUAGACGAUUCUAUCUAAUGUGGAUUAUUUUACACUUUUGUUACAUGUUCAGUGUCACAAUGUUGUCAAUGGGGGUACACGCAUCUCUACCUAUUUAUUGUUCAAAUAAUACAACAGUCGCUUCUAUGUUCCGACUUCGAAAGAUUGUUCUAUAUACAACUGUUAACACAAAUUGUUUAGUUUUACUAACAUAUGGAAUUACUGGUCUUAUUUGCACCCUUCAAGUUCAUCGAGGACGUGUGCCGGCAAUAAGAAAGACCUUCUCAGUAACAAAAACUGGCAAAUACUACGUCUUUUUAAUAGGUCAUCCCCUUGGUACUUUGUUUUGGUUUUGGAUAUCCCUGAUUUGCGUAAAACAAAAUUUUGCUCUAAUUCUUGAAGUUGUCAUUUUAGUAACCGGAUGGCUUUAUAUAAUCUCUUUUAGUAAGCUCUUUAAAAUGACUGGUUUCUUUACCGUUAUGUUUGCAAGGAUUGUGAGUCAAGACCUUCCUAGAUUUUUAAUUGUCACUGUUGUUGCUAUUAUUGGAUUUGGUUCUGCUUUAUAUGCUACAUACGCUAGGUACGAUGAAGAGGUAAAGCCGGAGAGCGUUCAAAAUAUCGGAAUAACAUACGUAAGUCUAUUUAGGCUUGCACUAACUCUCUCUGACAUGCAAUUUAUACACGAUUCCCCUCUUGAAUUGAAAUUUACCAGAUUGGCAAUAUAUAUCAUGUAUUUAAUUACUUGUAAUAUAGUACUUUUGCACAUGUUAAUUGCCGCUUUAACCGAUACCUAUUCGACAAUAUCUAAGCACGGCUCCUCAGUAUGGAGGAGAUCCCAGGCAAGAGAUAUUCUAAUGUUGGAAAUAUCUUUACCAUGUUGGCUUCAAAUACAUUAUAUUCGUAAAAAUUUUAAAUUACUUGUUCAAGAAGAGUUGCAUAAAGAUGAAUCGAUAAUUCAAAAGAAAACUUAUACAUGUCAACUAAUUGACACGGAAAAGAAGGAAAACUAA
This is a messenger RNA of Dimorphilus gyrociliatus, 2818 nucleotides long. NCBI's taxonomy places the organism in Eukaryota, Metazoa, Annelida, Polychaeta, Dinophilidae. The record is from the annotation of a GenBank genome assembly.